AUAGUGUGUUUGACAUCGUGAGAAUUAGAAAAAGGUGUUUCUUUUCCUGUAACUUUGGCAUGAUUUUUCUGAGAUGGAGAGAAAUAAAAUGCUUGGAAGUGGACGCAUGAACAAGGGAAAAUGUGCUCUGCCGCCGCACAGCAACGAGCUUUUUGCUCUGGGAAAAGCCCCAACAGCCUCGAAGCCGCUGGAGAGGAAACGGGAGCUUCCAGGGACUUCGGGAUCUUCCUCGGGAUCGCUAUCGAAGAAGGGUCGUUUGAGUGUGGGAAAACCGGUGGAAAAGCCAUCGAGUGAGCUGGAUUUGUGGGAGCAAUCGGUGAUUGAAUGUGAACCUGUGGAGCUGGUGGCUUCUGUCUUUGCAGCAAUUGAUCUCCAGGACAGUGAUACACUGAUUGGACUGCUGUGCGGUGGGAUUAAGCUCAUGGCAAUGUCACGCCAUCAGCCUGACAAUAUCCUGCUACUGUCGUUACUGUAUCUCUCAAAGUUGCGUCCCAAUCUCUUUGCCAAUGAGAUUGUCACGUCAGCAUUGGUGGGAGUCCUUAAGCAGCAGCAGCAACAGCAGCAGGCACUGCAGAGUCAGGGGCCCAGCUUUAUGGAACGCGCCAGAACCAAUAGCCUCGUCCAGGUGAUGGUAACCAAUCUCCUGAUGCGUGGCUAUCACGAUAAAGCUCAAUGGCCAGACAGUUUCAUGCAUCUCUUCAUGGAAGAUGCCAUCAAUGAACGCAUCUGGGUGGACAAUGAUGACUGUCUCUGCUUUGUGGAGAACAUCUGUGCACAAUUUGGCACAAAAGUCCCACCCAAGAAUAUCCUCACCUCAGAAAUCACAACUCUCAAUGUGGCAGGAACUUCAACUGUAAAAGAAACCCUUACAGUCGACGAGGAGUCCUCCGAAUCCAUGCAAAGCAACGACAUGAGAUCCGUCUCUGAGGGUUUAAGCGAUGUAGUUAGAAAGCCCCGAUUCCCACAUAUCGCUGGAACAAUUGAAAAACUCGUAGUGGACACGGUAAAGGAAACUCUGAAUCGUCGACAAUCUCCAGAAUCCUCUACGAAGAACUUCCUGAGAUUCCUCUCUUCAGUCUGCGGAAUUCCCGAGAUACGUGCACAAGCGAUAUCUCGUCUGGAGCUAUGGAUCCAUAGCGGGAAGCUCCUGAAGCCUGCACAGGAACUCCUAGCUUACAUCUGCUUCAACAUCAACGGAAAAGUCGCACGAGAUCACGAAGUCCUGACCAAUCUGGUGAAAAUCCGCCUCAAGACCAAGCAGUCUAUCAAUGUCUACUUGUUGUGCAUCCGUGAAAUGGUGAAGCAGCAGCCGGAUCUCUUGGCCAUUCUGCUGAAGCUCGUUGUUCAGAAUGAGUUGUCCAAUGCCCGAAAUCCAAAUAAUAUGGGAAUGCUGGCGAGCCUCUUUCAAGAAAAACCCAUCGAGACAGCUAAGAGUCUAGCAGAGAUUUACCAGGAAUUCCUUCUUCAGCGCGAGGAUUACUUCCGAACUUUGAGAGUCUUCCUUAGGGAACUCGUAAAAAUGCUACGCUACGAUGUGAAUUUGCAGGUCUUUACAAAAUCUCUGCUGACUUUUCGGGAGGAGAUCAAUUACCAAUUGCGUCACUUUGAGUUCAAGGAGCGCGUUCUCCAGUCUAUUGUAGAUAUUGCCUGCCUCUGCAUUUUUCUGUCAGUCUCUCCCCAAAUCCGGGAAGUUGUGGCUGCUCUGAGAAUCGGAAAGGAAACUCAAUCGAAUUUUAAUCCAAUUCUCAGUGGAUUUUAUGAGCAUGUGGCGGCAAUUCAAUUAGAUACUCUCAUUUGGAUUCACGAGGUUGUGCCCAUUAUCUUCAAGCCCACAUCGCUGGAAUAUACGCAGAUUCUGCACAAGAUCCUGUUUUUGGAUGCCCUUGAGCAGUAUACUAAGAGUGAUCAGUGGCCUCCAGAGCCGGAUAGAGCUUCACUCUUGAGACUAGUUUCGGAGAUUCCCGUGCGCGAGGAUGCACUACUGAGGAUUAUUUAUAUUGGUGUGACUAAGGAGAUUCCGUUUUCGGUUCCUGACACCAUGGAAAUCAUUGAGCAGAUUGUCAAGAGAGCUGCACUGUUCAGAUUCACCGAUUAUGCCACAUUGAGCGUGAAUAAGUUGGAAAUUAUUGAUUUCUUGUUCAGCAUGGCUGAGUAUCAUCAUCCGGACAAUAUUACCUUGCCAGCUGGAUAUGAACCACCCAAAUUGACCAUCAGUGUACUCUUCUGGAAGGCCAUUAAUAUCCUCCUUCUGCUCUCAUCGCACAAUCCGGAGUCCAUUGGGGCAUUUUGCUGGGAACAUUAUCCUCUGAUGAGGACUCUCAUGGAAGUCUGUAUAACCAAUCAAUUUGCCGAAUUGAAGAAGAUCGAGGAGAAUAGUAAGAUUGCGGUGUCGGAAAAGUCUCAAAUUCUUGAAUUUGAAUCCCAUUUGGCUGCUGCAACGUCCAAAGUGAUCAUCACUGAGCAGAAUAGCCUACUUCUGUCACAGCUCAUGCUCAUUGAUCCGAUGGGUGUUUCCAGGAAGCCACCGAGCAUGGUUCUGGAUCAACUCAAACAACUCAAUGUCACUUACAAAUUAGGUCAUUUGCUGUGCAGAAGCAGAAAGCCAGACUUCCUCCUGGACAUUAUUCAGAGGCACGGGACAACGCAAUCAAUGCCAUGGCUGGCGGAUUUGGUCCAGAAUAGUGAGGGGGAGUUUAGUCACUUGCCGGUUCAGUGUCUGUGUGAAUUCUUGCUGUCAAAUUCACAGAUAAAUCUGGAGAAUUUGAGAGAUUUGGAAUUAGUGUCGUAUCUGCAAAAUCUCCUCCGGGUGAUGAGUGAUGAUCCGCAGAUUCCACAAGAAGUCCUUGAUUACUUCCUCAGGAGAUUAUCAUCGACGAAUAAGCAGAAUAGGGAUAUGUCUAUCAAGGGAUUGAAGCUACUGCUGAAGGUUUUUGAGGAUGAUGAUACAGCAUUUGCGCCAAAAGACGAAAAUUCCGAUUGGUUGCUCAAUCAACUGCCCAAAAUUCCCAAUUUCCUCCUUGCCAGGCAGUCCAUCAUUGUAUUCCUGAGGGCAGCGUGCCAGGUGGAGAAUUGUCCACGUCUAAUCAUGCUGUACAUCCAAUUCAUAGCCACGCACACUCUAGAAGAUUCCCUGACCGAGAUGAUUGAAAAUAUCGUGGAUAUGUCCCAGUUGAUUGUUGAACGUUCAACUGUUCUCUGCUACAUUACGCCCAAUCAUCUGGACAAUCUGGCUGAGAUUCGCAUUCAGACUCUCAACUGUCUCUUCGUGAUGUUCAGCAACUACUUCAAACACCUCAAGGAGCAGAAGCAAACAAUCAGCUGGCCAGAGUAUCAGGAUUUGAUCAUGGUGCGCUUCUUUGAUGGAACAGAACUUCCAAUUCAUCUCAAUAUCCUCCAUGCUCUCAUCAUCCUACUCACUUUUUCCGGCAUUCAGGCAAUUGAUAUGGAUGAAAUCAUUGACUACUGGUUCCCACCGAACGCCUACAUUCCCACUGGCGUUCAAAUCGAAACCAUGGAAUCUGUCCAAAUCCUUCCGGAUUGGUUGAAGUUGAAAAUGAUUCGGAGUCCUGUUGAUCGUCUUGUGGAUGCUGCUCUGCAGAAUCUAACCCCAGAUCAAGUUCUCCUAUUCCUCCAGAGUUUCGGAACUCCACUUUUGUCCAUGUCGAAGCUUCUGGCUCUCCUCGAUAGGAUUGUCAUAGAAAAAAGUGACUUUAUUCAGUCGACAGCUCUGCAUCGAACCUACCUGGCUCAGUUGAUAGAGAUCCAGCAGAAUCGAGGCGCAAAGAAUGGCCAUAUUGCCUUUCAGGCCCUUCAAAUUGGUGCUCCGGCCCUCAAGAAAUCCCCUCAACGCACGAGAAAGUCCAUUCCUGACCUCAGCACUCUGGCAAUCGACUACAGAGACAUCCAAUUCGAUCCACUGACAAAGAUUCAAAAGACAGCUGACAUCGAUGACACCCUCAGGCAGGUGAUCCUCAAUAGCAAUAGGGGAUGCUUGAGGAAAUUUAGGAAGUUGAUGCAGCAACUUGUCGCAGGGGAAUCAGUGGAUAAAGUGUGGUUCAGUGUGGGAAAGAUUGUCAAAGGUGUGAAAUUGGAUGCUCAGCGAUGCGCGUAUUUGGGACAAAUCUACAGGAUUCUGCUGAUGACAAGCGGCGGGAAGGGUCAUAAGAUCCCGCAAGAGAUGCUCAAAGAUGGCCUUUAUCAAGUUCUAGCGCAUAAUGAUCCAGAUUUGAGGAGGAAAAUGAAGAUGGAGAAAAAAUUGGAAUCCCCAUGUCAAACGCUGAGGAGAGAAUUAAUCAGUCUGACGGAAUCUCAAGUGAAUGGGAAUGUUAUCAGAUCGUUGAUUCAGAAGAUGUGUGAAGAUAAAUCCUCCCAAAUGGUUGGCAUUUUAGUGGAUUCUCUCGUGGAUCUUGACUCUGAACUUGUAUCCAGGCACUUUGAUACCCAAAUGGAUCUUCUGUUUGGUGCUUCUGAACAUAAAUUUCGCUUCUACUUGUUGAGUCUGCUGAGCCAUCAGACAAAUUGGCGGACCUUGGAAGAUGUCUUGAGGAAGCUUUUGGACACCUAUUCUGAGGCCAAUGAUGCAGGAGCUGUACUGAACUUCCUCUCGUCAAUCAUUAACAAUCCAAAAUUAUGGCAAGCAAGGGACAAUAAGAGUCACAGGGAUUCUGUUGAGAGAAUUGUGGAGAUCCAGAGAAGGCAAAUCCAUGUUCUGGUUGAGUAUGUUCUGAGGGAAGGAGAUGGAAAGAAACUCUGCAGUCGGAUUAACUUUAUCCUGCAGUGCACAAAGCCUGAGAGUAUCACUGAAGUGAUUGAUUGUCUUGUGGCUAGUCCAACGGGAUCCGUUGAGAUACGACAGCAAUUCCUGCAGCAAUUGUAUCUCAAGGUUCCAUUCAUUAAAUUCCUGACUAGCGGAGAGAAGGGCCUUCUGGACAUUUUUGACAGCAAUCUCCAACAAUUUCCGGAAUGUUCAGCUGAUGCCAUAACGCACUGCAUCCUGACGUUCAUAGCGAGUCUUUCGGGUAUCAAGGAGCGCCAAGAGGUGCAGGAGAGCAUUGAGUUGCUAGUGAGAAAAUUAGCUGCAGCUCAUCCGACAAUUGUACUGAGACAAUUGCCAGAGAUUGCAGGACUCCUGAAGGGCCGAGCUGAGAUGGAUUCAUCUCUGUUUCGAGCUGAGAAUCACAUGAUGGUCUUCAACUACUUCUUCGGCGUUCUGGAACUGAUGCAGCCGCAUAUCUUUGCGAAGGAGUAUCAAGUGGACCUAAAUACAAUCCUGACUAGCUAUUUGCAUACCCUGAAACAACAUCAUGCCCACAAUAAGGAAGUUCUUUCCCUUAUCUAUCGCUUUACGGAGUUCAUCGAAGCCUACUUCAACACCAGCAAUGGCCAGGCUUUCCAGUUCAUUGAGACUCACAUGAGAUUCUUCCAGGAUCUGGCACAGAAGAAUCGAAGUGUUCCUGGACUUGGACAAUUGCUGCAAAAUGUCUCCCUACAGCAGCAUCAGACAACAAGUCAGAGUGAAUGUGUCGUGGCUUCAAUGGAUAAACCCCUAAAACUUGUUCUGAAUCAACCAUCAUAUGGGAUUUCUCAUCAUUGGACCAGCAUAAUAAAUCAACGCUCAGAUGACGAAUCCAUUAUUCCAAUCCUCAUGGAAAUGAGCAAUGUGAUGAUAAAGCCAACGACGGAAUUGUCCGAAGCCUACUUUGAGAAACUCCUCAGUUUAACAACCUCCCAUCUAACAUCCCUCCGAGAUACUGGAUACAUUCUCCUGAUUCGCUAUCUGAGAGCCCAUCCUGGGAAUCCUGUCAUCAAUACCAGCGCCACAAAUACCUAUUUCCGCUGUUUGACCUCUGAAAACCUGGCAAUUGUGACAUCUGCGCUGGAUGUUCUCAGCGAGAUGGUUACUUGUCUUCAGGAAUCCGCCCAGGAUAUCCUGCAGUGUGUCUUUGCUAUUGGGGUUUCAUCCAAGCUCAACACUUACGCAUAUUUGAAGAAGUCCAUCGGAGUACUCAAGAUGCAGCACUCUUGUUGAUUACAUAUUCAAUAACAAAAUCUUUCUAUAGCUUUUGGAUACGAAGGAUAUGAAUAAAUAAAGUAUA
Messenger RNA from Phlebotomus papatasi, 6095 nucleotides. RefSeq names its product integrator complex subunit 1 (gene IntS1). The record is from RefSeq and is a predicted model, not a curated record. The coding region runs from base 74 to 6028 and encodes 1984 amino acids. Gene Ontology annotation, biological process: U2 snRNA 3'-end processing. The transcript is spliced from 4 exons. NCBI's taxonomy places the organism in Eukaryota, Metazoa, Arthropoda, Insecta, Diptera, Psychodidae. Gene Ontology annotation, cellular component: integrator complex.